This is a messenger RNA of Chaetomium globosum CBS 148.51, 1389 nucleotides long. RefSeq lists its product as uncharacterized. The record is from RefSeq and is a predicted model, not a curated record. Gene Ontology annotation, molecular function: amino acid transmembrane transporter activity. The transcript has 2 exons. Gene Ontology annotation, biological process: amino acid transmembrane transport. NCBI's taxonomy places the organism in Eukaryota, Fungi, Ascomycota, Sordariomycetes, Sordariales, Chaetomiaceae. Gene Ontology annotation, cellular component: vacuolar membrane. Bases 1 to 1389 code for a protein of 462 amino acids.
AUGGCGUCAAACGCCCCGGUUGCUGGGGUCAGCCCAGAGGUCUCGUCAGAGAGAAAGAAGAAUGGGCCUGACGACAUCGAACCAGCCCCGCCGGCUUAUUCCCCGGAUGGCGAGAUGAAAGAUGCUUCCGAGGAGAUCAACUAUCAUACCCUCACCUGGUGGCAAGCCGGCGUGGUCAUGAUUGCCGAGACGGUGUCGUUGGGUAUCCUUUCGCUCCCUGCCGUCGUGGCAAACCUCGGGCUGGCUCCCGGGAUUGUCGUGAUGGUCUUCAUGGGCAUUCUCGCGACAUACUCGGGCCUGGUCAUGGGCGAGUUUCGGAAAAAGCACCCCUGGGUCGAGAGUUUCGGCGAUGCGGGCGAGGUUAUGGGCAGGUCCAUCGGCAUGGGCAAGGCGUUCCAGGAGCUGUUCGGCUGGGCCCAGGUCAUUUUCCAGAUCUUCGUCAUGGGCAGCCAUCUCCUCACCUGGACCAUCUGCAUCAACACCCUAACGAACAGCGCCGCGUGCACCAUCGUGUGGGGCGUCGUCGGCCUGGGCCUCUUCUGGCUGCUGAACACGCCGCGCACCCUGAAAGCCGCCGGAUACUACUCGUUCGCGUCGUUCGCGUCCAUCUUCACGGCCGUCAUGAUCACCAUGAUCGACGUGGGCAUCGAGAAGCCCAUCGGCACGACCAGCAUCGAGGUGGCGCGCACCAUCGGCUUCAGCUCGGCCUUCCUCUCCGUCACCAACAUCGCCGUCGCCUUCAGCGGGCACUCGUGCUUCUUCAGCGUCAUGUCCGAGCUGAAGAAGCCCGACGACUGGCCGAAAGCUCUGAUGCUGCUGCAGGUGUGCGACACGGUCCUCUACAUCAUCGUCUCCGUCGUGGUGUACGUCCACGUCGGCCCCAGCGUCCCCUCGCCCGCGCUCUCCGCCGCCGCCUCCCCCGUCGUCAGGAAGAUCAUCUGGGGGUUUGCCAUCCCAACGAUCGUGCUGGCGGGUGUUAUCUACGGCCACGUCGCGGCCAAGUAUAUCUUUGUGCGGGUCUUUGCGGGCACCAAGCACAUCGCGAAGCACACCAAGCUGGGCCUCCUCGGGUGGCUGGGCAUCACAUCGGGGAUUUGGAUCAUCGCCUGGGUUAUUGCGCAGUCCAUUCCCGUGUUCAGCAACCUGCUGGGUUUGGUGUGCGCCCUGUUCGCCAGCUGGUUCUCGUAUGGUAUUCCUGGGUCGCUGUGGUUGUGGAUGUACUACGGCGAGUGGUUCACGACGCCCAAGAGGACGGCCCAGUUUGUGCUCAACGCGCUGCUGAUGCUGGUCGGGUUGUUGCUGUGUGCGCUGGGGCUGUGGUGCUCGGGGGAGGCGAUCGCGCAGGACAGGGGGACGGAGCCGUGGUCUUGCAAAAGCAACGCCGCGUAA